GCACUCACUGCAACGUCCAGACCCCACUACCUCAGCGUCGUCUCCGCAGAGCAGCCCCCAAAUCGGCGACCUCUCUCUCUCCGAUCUCCAAUCCCCCACCUCACCAACCGAGCACGAUGCGGGCGAUCUCGUCGGCGGCGGGAGGCAUGCUGCGGGCGCGUCUGCGCGCGGCGGCGCGCGUCCGCGGCGGGCACGGCGACGGCGCGGGGCGGUGGACGACGCCGGGGCACGAGGUGCGGCCCAAGGGGUACCCGAUGAACCGCACGCCGCCGCCGCCGGGGGAGUCGCGCAAGUGGGAGGACUGGGAGCUGCCCUGCUACCUCACCUCCUUCCUCACCGUCGUCAUCCUCGGCGUCGGGCUCAACGCCAAGCCCGAUCUCACCAUCGAGACCUGGGCGCACCAGAGGGCGCUCGAGCGCCUCCAGCAGCAGGAGCUCGCCGCGUCCGCGUCCGCCGACGCCCUCGCCGAGUGAUCCG
Molecule: messenger RNA, 477 nt
Organism: Lolium rigidum
Lineage: Eukaryota; Viridiplantae; Streptophyta; Magnoliopsida; Poales; Poaceae
Exons: 1
Coding region: 117-473 (118 amino acids)
Source: RefSeq, a predicted model, not a curated record